Gryllus bimaculatus (two-spotted cricket) is the source of this 5603-nucleotide messenger RNA. NCBI's taxonomy places the organism in Eukaryota, Metazoa, Arthropoda, Insecta, Orthoptera, Gryllidae. The record is from the annotation of a GenBank genome assembly.
GCUGUAAGCGCUGUAAAUCGAGAGGAGUCGAUCUGACUGAAAUUUUGUAUACAUUGCUUUUUAUGCGAGUUAAAACACCCCACCACCCCGCUGCUUGCUUACUUAUCUGUUCAUGAAUUGAAUCAAAUUGAACAGGAAAGUUGCAAUGUAUUUUAGUGGGCCCCAAUAAUGUGAAAAAUGUGAUAUUAAUAUCGUGGUUAUGAUGAAACAUUCCAAAGACGAAUAUUAUGUUUACUGACGUUUAACAAACAGUGAAGAAGUUACGCGUGAUACAGCUGUGGAAAGUGUCAUAUAAGUGUCAUUUUCAGUGACAAUGGCUCAGUGCAAGUUAACUCCACACGAAUUUAUUCAGAAUGCUUUCUCACCCAUGGUAUCAGUAAUGUGUAGCCCAUCUGUCGACCAGACAUGCCAAAAAAACAAUUUGUCUUUCAUUGAAAUGAUUCAGCCCUUUUGUAAAAUUAACACAGAAGCUCAUUUUCGAGAUCCAUCUGGGAACACUGUAACAAUAAGAAAUCUUAGAAUUACAAUGCUGGAUGUCAACUCUCGGCCACCUCAACCAACAUUAGCUCGGAAGUUCUUGAAUGAAUCUGUCAGUUUAGCAUCAAGUGACAGAACUUCUGCAUUACAGAUAGGUAACUCCGCAGUCGACAUUCCAGCUUCUGUUCCUUGGUUUGAGGCAUGGCGAGAAACAUUUCUUCAAGUUCAGUUUCCAUCUGAUCAUGAAUUUACAAAGCAUUAUCUUAGCUGUAUCCUUUUUAUACUUAUAUGUUAUUGCCACAGAGUUGGUGUACAGACCUUAACUAUAGCAGGUAUCCUGGUAGUGUCUUCAGUUGAAUCCAGCCCUGCUGAUGUGUUGAUACAAAUGAAUCAACAGUUGCAACAACUGCAGAAUGUAACUCCAGCAAAGUUGCCCAAGUGGUUUUCUCCUAAUGUCUUGCGCUACUAUGUGUUACUACAUGACGCACAAGAAGGGGGUGUGGAGAAGGCAGAAUGUGCCUUUGAGAACAUUAAAAAUACUUAUGGUGCUGCUAAUUGUUACUUUCUGCAAAUGAACUCUCGACCACCAGGUCAAGUUGAUGAUCAAACACAUUUACCAGAUCCGUGGAGUCAAUUCCUUAUCAGACACUUGGAUGGGCAAGAAGGCAGUGACCAUGACAGCAGCCCUCGCACACCUGCAGAAGUGGGUGGCCUAACGGGAAUGCCCAUGCCCAGUCGCUUGGCAACUGAAGGCAGUUGUGAUAGUGACAUUUCUCCCAAGGAGACUGAAUUGGCACAAGAGGCUGGUGAAGGUACGCCAUCUGGGGCCAUUACUGUCACCCGGCAUCCUCUUAGCCCGAGUGCAGAUAGUGAAGUUCCAGGUUCCUUUGGACCAACUAGUGAAAGGACAGGCCACAUGACUGACACUUCUGGAUUGCCUUCUGGUCACAUAAACAGUAAUGUGUGGGCAGGGCAAGGGACUUGCAUUGGGGGAUCUCAAGCUGCCCAUGGAGCUUGCCUCACUGCUGCAGACUUGGACCGUCUUCGGACACUUGUGCAAGAUUUUUGCAUUAAAGCAUUGUUACCGCAUGUAGAACGCCAAGUCCAACAACUUAGUGAUGCUGUUUCUAACAAGAAAGGUGUGAGUCGUUCUUUACUGAGUGCCACUAAACGCUGGUUUGGUAGUAACAAACCUGGCAUGCCUAACGUCAAUACUCCUACCAAUGCUGUGAUAUACGCUAGUGACGCUCCAGAGCUGCAGCUCCGGCGAUUGGGAGAUCUCUGCUUCAUGUUUGGUCACUAUGCCCUUGCCUUUCAAGCAUACCACUCUGCCAAACGAGACUUUAGUGCGGACCAAGCCUGGCUCUACUAUGCAGGGGCUCUGGAAAUGGCAGCUCUGUCUGCAUUCAUGCAGGGAGAACCUACUCGCAAAGCUCAAGAGUACAUGGAGGAAAGCAUUGUCACCUACCUCAAUUCGUGCAAAAUGCCUCAGUUUGCUACUCGUGCCACUCUGCUUAGUACAGAGUGCUUAAAAGGCCGCGGACUCUACGGAGAGGCUGCACAACAAUUCAUUCGGAUGACAAGUGAAGAUAGUGAUUUGCGCAGUGCACUUUUAUUGGAGCAAGCAGCCUAUUGCUUUUUAAAAGCUGCACGACCCUGUAUGGCACGUAAAUACGCUUUCCAUGCUGUGUUGGCUGGUCAUAGGUUUUCAAAAGCUGGCCAACGAAGACAUGCUCUACGUUGCUAUCGGCAGGCAUAUCAGGUCUAUGAGAACAAAUCCUGGAGUUUGGCUGAAGAUCACAUUCAUUUCACUAUUGGUCGCCAGGCAGCAAAUUUGAAAUUGAUGGCAGAGUCUGUGAAGGCUUUUGCCCGAUUACUUAGCCCUCUUAGUCGACAAACUGCUGCACAACAGGCAGCCUUUUUGCGCGAGUAUGUCUCUAUUCAGCAGCAACAAGUGUCCGAAGAGCCAUUGGCGGAUAGUUCAGUACCGGAGCUGCCAUUGCCCAUUGUAGAACAAAACAGUGUACGGGUGCUGGUUGGCCCUUUACCAUGUAGCACCAGUGUUACUCCUGUUGUGGGCAGCAACCCACCCACUGUUCCUGCUUCAGGAGUGACAUUUGAAGACGAUGACCCUGACACUGCCAAAUGGCCUAAAUUAGAAGAAAUGCUCAUUACUGCAGCACAGAAGCAGCUUCCAAUGAUCUUCAAGCCCACCAUCCAGAUGUUCUCCAAUUACACAGACAAUAGCAGAAAUCCUGUCAGUAUUGUAGGGGAGCCAGUGAGUGUACAGGUGAAGCUGGUGAAUCCAUUGCAGGUGUCUCUGCCACUUCAUGACCUGCAGCUGCUGUGGUCCAUGCGUCCCACAGCAUUGAUUUCAGCAGAUGGAUCUGCAGCUGCUCCUGUCACACCUUCCUCACAGGGCACUGUUGAAGCUCAAGUACUGCCUUCUUUACUGCUACCAGCUGACUCCUGCCAACCUGUGGUAUUAUCACUAACACCCCGUAGCUCUGGAGAGUUGCAUAUCUUAGGCAUCACAUACUCGCUAUCUGUACCAGCAACAGAUGCUAGUGGUCCAGGUGCUAGUGUUUGUGGCAGGCAACUGUUUCAUGUGCACUCCCGGCCUCGACCUCAGAAAGGGCGCAAGGAACCUCUGCCUGAUAAGCGGCUCCAAGUGCAAGUUGUUCCCACUGCACCAUGUCUGCAGGUGAAUUUUGUUGGUCAGAGCAGUGACAUGUUAUGUGGAGAAGUACAGCAAGUGGUGAUGGAAUUCCGAAACAUAGGAAGUGCUCCCUUGUCUACUUUGCAUGUUGCUUCUUCUGCACCCGAGCUUUUUGUUUUUGAGGGCGAGCAAGUGGGCAGUGCUGUGAAUGGCAUUGUACACAUUCCGUUGACAAAGCUUGCAGGCAAACAGCUUGGCGUGGGCCAAGUACACAAAACUACCUUUUGGGUGCGUGCACCAGACGUCCCAAUGGAAGCCACAUUAGACUUGCUAUUCUACUAUGAAAAUGUAGUCAACAGUGCUGUUCCAAGGUACCGGCUGGUCCGGCAUCAGUGGAUAUUAAAUGCCUCUGCUGGACUGCAGCUAACUGCAUCUGCUCUGCCUUCCUGCAAUAGCCACCAGGCUGUCACACACAGUAGUACCCGUUUGUUGAACUUGCCUUUACAAGCCAAGAAUCUCAACCAGGUUCAAGAUACCAUCAUGACAGAAGUGUCACUUGUACAGAUACUCCUGGCCAGCACUGAAUGGCAACUUAGUCAACAGGCUGUUCUCCCAAAAGGUGUACAGUUGCAAGCUCAAGAAAAGAUGUAUUUUUUAUUGCAAGCUAGCAGGCUUGAAGACAAAGCUCUAGUUGCAGGAAAGGAAAAUAUUUCUCAUUUGUGGCUGACAGAGAAUUCUGAACUGCAGCCUGUGCUCAUUAAGAGUCCGUACUUGGAUUUCUUUGAUCGUUAUGUACAUCGAAAAGGCUGCGGAGAUGCCGCCUCUGAGCCUUCAGUGGAGCAGGGCUGCGGAGAAGGAACUAAUGAACCUGGACUUGUCGAUCUCUGCUUAUUAGUGCAGUGGCAGGCAUCAGUGGUCAUAGGUCAAGGAGCCCGCCGCAGUGCUGUGGGCCAAACAUGUAUUCUGGUGCGACAUGCAGGCGUACCCGCCUCUUGGCCACCUGCCAUCCCACAGACGGGCAGCUUGCAAGCGUUGUCUCCUAGUUGGCCCCUUAGUUCUUUUGGAGUAGAGACAACGCCUGCUCUGCCAGCAUCAGGCAACACUGGAGAGCGCUUCCCUGCUUUGGAAGCUCUUCAGAAACUAGUCAUCUUCACCAUAUCUCAUCCUCCUCGUGUAAUGCAUGAUUUCAAAAGCAGCAGGUUGUGUGUGGUGCCUGUACAGUUGUUAUUGCAAAACUGUUCUCAGCAGCAAUUGCUUGUGAAAAUCAACACCCUUAGUAACAGCAAUAUGCAGCCAGCUAAUAAGAGUCAGCUCUAUUCUCCACAUUCCUCUGCAGCUUUCCGCUGGGUGGGGCUGGCCAAGGCGUGGUUGGAGCUGCCUGGCCAUGCCAGUGCUACUGUGGCCCUCGCUGCUGCACUGGGCAGCCCUGGCACUUUUGACAUGGGUGCUCAUCUGGAAGUGUGGUGUUGUGAACCUGGUGCUCCUGCUGCUAAUGCUGUCAGUCAGAGCUGGCGAGUUGAGUCUGCUCUUAUUGUCAGCUCCAUGUCAUAGCAUACUGCUAAAUUGUACCUAACUGAUCUCCUCAACUGUUAUAUCGUGUAAUAAAUCUUUCCCUGUUAUCUAAAUAAUGUCUCAUUUGUUUGUGCAAUUUUGACAUUAAUAACUUAGUAUGUUAUUGACUUUAUAAGAUCAAUAUGGGAAUUCAAGUAUAACUAAAAAAGUUUAUUUAACAUAGAUUUAAACGAUUUAGCAUGUACCAUUCAUGUUGAUUUAUACAGAGAGAGCCAAAGCAGAGAUACUCCCUGGUCCAUUCAGUCUUUUCUCAGAUGAAAAAUGAGGCACAAAUAUACUGCCAUUGCCUCCGUGCUCUCCCUGAAUCCACUAGAGGGUCAGAACGAGUGCUGGAAUUGCGAGGAAUAUUUACAAUCUCAAGGAAAAAUUGAUGAAGCAGGAGCUUCACCAUACAGAUAGAUGAACCCCCACAGAUAUUAUGUUUUGUCUUUGAGACAAACUUACCGCUGCAGAGUCAAGUCACGUUAAUUGUUGGUUUGAUUUGUGUUGAUGGUGGUUAUUUAUUGUAUUUCCUUUACUUUUUCCUUUUUUACCUCCGACAAGAUAACAGCAUUUCGAGUUGUCAGUUUUGGAAAGUUAUCAACAAGAAGCCAAUUUAAAAAAUCAUGAAACCAAUUUAAAGAUGUUGCUUAUUUUUAAAGUGUCUUCAAUACCGUAUUGUUUUACUGCUGCAGAUUUCAAUAGAGAGUGAGGAGAGUGAGUAAGCACUUCAAAAGUAACUUUUACAAUACUUUUGUAUCCAGAUUUCAUGGUUCCAAUGACUAAGAUACAAAUCCACAUCAUGCCCAUUAACUCUGUUUGGUGCGAAUUUAAUGUAGAAAUUGUGGAAUUACAAUGCGUUACGACUGAAAGCAAUGGUGACUGAUGCUUAGAUUGCAUGAGAUCGUCAAUUUUU